Messenger RNA from Zeugodacus cucurbitae (melon fly), 2073 nucleotides. RefSeq lists its product as uncharacterized. Gene Ontology annotation, molecular function: protein binding. NCBI's taxonomy places the organism in Eukaryota, Metazoa, Arthropoda, Insecta, Diptera, Tephritidae. The transcript is spliced from 6 exons. The record is from RefSeq and is a predicted model, not a curated record. The coding region runs from base 290 to 1915 and encodes 541 amino acids.
AUUUUGAGGGGGUUUCCUCUUUUAAGGAUGAUCGUAUUAACUAAAAAGUUCACAUGUCUAUUUACAAAACACUAUUAAUUGUCCAUAUAAUAUAUUGUUAUUAUGCAGUGAAAAAUGUUAGCACACAAAUGAAAAAUAAAGAGUGAUGUAAUAUAUAAUAUAUAGAAUAAUAUAAGAAAUAAUUGUAUAAAUUAGUGUGAACAAGGUUAUGGAACUUCGUACUUUGCAUUGGAUUUUAUAAAAAGCACAUCAGUAUUUUAAAAUUGCUGUUAUAUUUUUUGAGUUAGACAUGGAAAAGGUCAUUGUAAGAAGAAGCAAUAGAAACACAGCUGCCUUAAAGGUAAUCAGCCCUGAUAACGCUAAAUCUAAGUCUGCUUAUGCAGAAUUAUUUCGUGUCGUGCUACAAAUACCCGAAAAAGAUGUACAAGAUCGUAUAUUGGCCGCAGUUAAUGGAAAAGCAUCCAACGCACAGAUUAUACAUGCUAUGUGCCCAAAUUGUAAAAAGACAUUUGGUAAUAGUAACGAUCCCGGCAAGGAAAUAGCCACACAAACGGAUAUUGCCGAAAUAAUUUCAGUAUCAAAAAAUAAGGCAACUAAGAUAAUAACACCACCACCACCUCAGACGUCACAGAAUCGCUCACAUUCAAGCAAUGGUGCUAAUAGUGUAGAGAUAAGCUCGACAAUUUCGCGAAGAACAGUGAUUUUCACAACAGUACCAGUAGAUCAUGCGAUAGCACAACAAUCAAGCAUCAUUAACGCCAUUGAAUCCAUUGAGCCUAUGGAAGAUCAAAUAGCUCAAGUUGAGGAACCCACAAAUGUACCAGUGAAGAAGAAACGGAAACGAAAAGUAUGUUUGCCACAAGUGGUUAAACGAUCACACGCCCAAAUGGCACAUACGCAACUGCAACCCAAACUAAAGGCGAGAAAAAUUGAUAAGAGCAUGGACCUAGGUCAAAAGCCGUUGAAUGAAUUAAUUAAAAGAAACCGUAGUGACUCGAUGAUAUCGCUUGCCUCCGACAUUUUAAAUUUUGAUAUGUAUUCUGAUCCGCCGGAACUACAUAAAACGAAAGAAGAACAUAUUAUGCGCCUAAUGGCUGCAGAAUGCUCAGAUGCGGACAUACGUAUAGAUGGAUUGCUUGCUAUACAUCGCACCAUUGUUGUUAAUGACUUGCUUGCAUUGCGGAGACAAAUAUUCGUUUGGAAGAAACUUAAGCAAGUCGACGAUCUAAACACCUUACUCACCGACGAUGACGAAAACUGUCUGCAGUUAGCAAUCGUGCAAGAUUGUUUCCCAAAAAUAAUCGAGGUUCUAUUAAAUGAGGGUUUAAACGUCAAUGAAAUCGAUGACCAAUCCAACACCUGUGUUCAUUUAGCAGUACUCAACGAAAUCGACGAUGACUCUUUAAUUUUGUUAUUUAAAAAAAUUGAUCUGAACCUAUUGCUGCACUUAAAUGAUGAUGGUUACACGCCGCUGCAUAUGGCAGUGCGUGCCAAUGGUUACUUACGCGCAGAAAUCAUAUUAAAUGAAAUAGAUAGACGACUUUUAGGGGAACCUUCAUUUAAGCGUAAUUCUAAGGUGUUAACAUCCGAAGCUGAAUUUCAUAAAUAUUACGAAGAAGCUUGUAAAAAACUAGAAAAAAAUUAUAGCAAUACAACAAGAAGCGCACAACCAAAGUUGAAAAAGAAAUUUUUGGAGAUGGGCGAUCGGAAAAGUGGGAAUACUGCGUUAUUUUUUGCAAUUGAAAAUAAAUUGGAACAUUUUAUCUUCUUCUUAUUGGCACAUCUUACUGAUCCUCGUGUUAUGAAUUUUAGCGGUCAAGAUGCAAAAUCGUAUUACACUGAAUUCGGCAAAAUGCUACAGAUCAGUUUAAAAGUGGAUAACGCCAUGGAAAGUGUGGUGACAAUACUGGGUUGAGGAUAAAAAAAUAUAUCAGAUAUAGAAAAUUGUAUAUUAGUUUACUGUUUAAAAAUUGAAAAAUCCAAUUUAUUUACGAAAAAAUAUAUCAGAUAUAGAAAAUUGUAUAUUAAUUUACGUUACAAAAAUUGAGAAAUCUAAUUUACCAAAAACUUGAA